UAAAAAAACAUUCGAAUGUUGACAACAAUUUGGAUCGAAAUAGCCAUAGAAAUAUAUCAUCAUAUCACUAUUUGGAUGAAAAUAGAAAUCGAAUGCCAAUAUUAUUGUUAUUGAUUCGACCAUUAUUAAGGAUACGAAAAAGCGAAAAUUUAUCAUCUAUAGAAUUGGUGAUUAAUCUGAAAAAUCAAUCAUUUUCAUCGAUAAAAACACUGCCAAAUUUAUUGAUGACUGCCUUUGAAAAUUAUUCAUUAUCAAUCAAUUUAACUGCCCAAAAAUAUCGACAAUCAAAUGAUCGACAUCAACAAUUUUGGUCACCAAUUUAUGCCGUACAACAAACAAACGAAAAUGAACAGGAUUUUUUCGAAACAAUCGAACAACAAUGGCAAAUUAAUCAAUCAUCAUUAUUCUAUACGGAUAAUUUAUUGGAAUUAUUUCAUCAACAAACAGAUCGCAAACAGCAAAAACUAUGUCAAUUAUUUACCAGCAAUGAUAAUGGUGAUCAUCGGAAACAUUAUCAUCAAACAACCAUUCAAAUAUGUACGGAUGGUUCAAUGAACGGUAUCAUAACAUUAAUGGAUGAUGGGGGUCAUAUUUUAUUGGAAACAGAACAACAACAUUGUUUUGAUCAUUUGCAAUUCCUGACUGAUGAUGAUAAUUGGACAUUAUUAUCUUGUGAACAUCGAUUAAAAUUUAUUGGAAAUUUUUUUAAUCAAUCACCAUUACGAGGACAAAAACAUCGAUUAAAAAGAUCAUAUUCAUCUGAACGUACAAUUGAAAUGUCUAUCGUUACUGAUUUAUCAAUGUAUCUUUAUCAUGGAAAUUCAUUACGUAAUUAUGUUUUUACAUUGAUUGCAAUGGUAUCACAUUUAUUCAAACAUUCAAGUAUUGGUAAUGAAAUUAAUAUAAAAUUGAUAAAAUUAACAUCAUUAAUGGAUGAACAACCAGAAAACAAUUGGUAUGGUUCAGCACAUAAAACAUUACGGCAUUUUUGUCGUUGGCAAUAUGAACAUAAUCAUCAUGAUGAUAAACAUCAAUUACAUUAUGAUACAGCAAUUCUAUUAACAAAAAUUGAUUUAUGUAGUAAAAAUGAUUAUAAUCCUAAUCCCAAUCAUCAUCAUCAUCAUCAUCAUAAUGAUAAUGAUUAUCGUCGAACAACAACAACAUCAACAUCAUCAACACGUUCAUCAUCGUGUGAUACAUUAGGCUUGGCACAUUCAGGACAGAUUUGUGAUCCAGAAACAAGUUGUGCGAUUGUUGAAGAUAAUGGUUUAAGUGCUGCAUUUACUAUUGCACAUGAAUUAGGUCAUUUACUUGGUGUGCCACAUGAUGAUGAAGAACAAUGUAAAAGAUUUUAUGAACAACAACAAACCAUCAAUGAUAAUUAUCAUUAUAAUAAUCAUUUAAAUAAAAAUGAUAAACAAACUGAAUUCAAUGUUAUGGUUCGUAUGAUUGAUUCCAAUAGUCAUAUGUGGAGUUGGUCAUCAUGUUCAAAACAUUUUAUUACCGAAUUUCUUGAUUCCGGACAUGGUGAUUGUCUUUUGGAUAAUAAUUCAAUGGAUAUACGACAAUCAUCAUCGUCAAUCGAUUCAAAUAUUCACCAUCAUCAUCAUCAUGAUACAUUUCGUCGUCGUUCAUUUUUCGAUUCAAAAUAUUCAAAAUUACCUGCCGGUACAUUGUAUAAUGCUGAUGAACAAUGUCGUUUAGUAUUUGAUCGUAAUUCAAGUAUUUGUUUAGAUAUGCCAUAUUGUAAAAAAUUAUGGUGUACAUCCAAUACUGUUGGUGGUUGUCGUACACAACAUAUGCCAUGGGCUGAUGGUACCGAAUGUGGUAAUGGUUAUUGGUGUCAACAAGGACAAUGUGUUCGUAUUGAUACAACACGAUUACAACCAAUCAAUGGUGGUUGGAGUGAAUGGUCAUCAUGGUCAGAAUGUUCAUUAUCAUGUGGUGGUGGCAUACGAAAAUCACGACGUGAUUGUACAAAUCCUAAUCCACAAUAUGGUGGUAAAUUUUGCUUGGGUGAACGUAUACGUUAUGAAUCAUGUAAUCUAGAACCAUGUCCAUAUCAAUCAAGAUAUGAAGAUUCACGUGCAAAACAAUGUGCAGAAUAUAAUCGUUAUAAUUUAACAUGGACACCUAAAUAUGAUGGGAUUCAAUCUACUGAUGUUUGUUCGCUGUAUUGUCAAUCAAAUUCAGGUGAAUCAUUAAAGCUGAAACCAAAAGUAAUUGAUGGUACACCAUGCACACCUGAAUCAUUUGAUAUUUGUGUAAAUGGAAAAUGUUUAAUGGCCGGUUGCGAUCGUAUACUUGGUAGUUCGCGUCAUAUUGAUUAUUGUGGUGUUUGUGGUGGUAAUAAUUCAACUUGUCGUGAAAUUAAUGGACAAUUCAAACCACGAACUGUUCAACAUGGUUAUACAUUUGUUCUAUCAAUACCACCGGGUGCAGCAAAUGUUGAAAUUAUUAAGGAACCAUCAUCUGAUAAUUGGUUAGCAUUACGUGGUGAAUAUGGUAAUUAUCUAUUGAAUGGACAUUUCACCGUUAAUGUUUAUGAACGCAAAUGGUAUUAUGGUGAUACAACCGUAGAAUAUUCUGGUACUAAAACAUAUGGUUAUGAACGUAUCAAUAUUACACGAUCAAUACAAAAUCCAUUACAUUUGGAAAUACUUUGUGUUGGUGAACUACAUCUGCCGACAAUAAAUUAUAAUUUUGCUGUAACAUCUGAUAAUCAAUAUAUUAAUUAUCAAUGGAAAAUUGAUCCAUAUUGGUCAACAUGUAAUAAAGUAUGUAAUGGCGAACAAGAACGUCGACCAUAUUGUUGGGCACAGAUGCGUUCAUCAUGGCUGAUGGAUACCACAUCAAGAUCGCCACAAAUUUCCGAAAUAAAAGUUUCAGAUAAUUAUUGUGAUCAACAACAACGUCCUGCAACUGAAUAUCGUGUUUGUAAUGGUCAUUGUGAAUUAGAAUGGCAUAUUCAUUAUCGAAGCCAUUGUUCAUCAAAAUGUGGUCAAGGUUUUCGUACGUUAAAAAUUAAUUGUACACAAAUAUUUCAUAAUCAUAAUGAACGUAUUUAUAUUGAUGAUUUUUAUUGUUAUCAUUUGGGAGCUAAACCUUCGGAAACAGAAAAUUGUACCGGUAAUAGUGAUAACAGUAAUGAUUGUCAUAUUUCAUAUCAAUGGCAAUAUUCGGAUUGGUCACAAUGUCAAAUAUUUAAUCAACAACAAAAACAUCAACAUACAUGUGGUCAAGGACAACAAAAUCGUAUUGUUAAUUGUAUAUCGACAAUAACAACUUAUCCAGAUUCCGGUAAUAAUAAUCCAAUGAAUAUUCAACAUUCAAAUGUUGAUCAUGAAUUAUGUCGACAAUAUUUAUCAACUGAACCAAUAUUGCUACAAUCAUGUCAGAUUGAAUGUCCACGUUGGAAAAUUGAUCAAUGGAGUCAAUGUAAAGGUAGCUGUACCACCAAUACCGGCAAUAACAAUGGAGAAAAAUAUCGAAAAAUUACCUGUUGGCAUGCCGAUCAACAAAUUUCGGAUGCUUAUUGCGAACAAAUUGAAACAAAACCAAUCGAAAGAAUUAAAUGUGAAUUAACUGAAUGUCAGCAAAAUUUUUAUCAUCAUCAACAACAACAACAUUUAGAUAAUCGAUCAAGAUCGAUAAUUGAAGCCGCUCAAUCAAUGAUUGAAAAUAAUGAAAUUUAUAGUUAUGAUCAUCAUGAUAUUGAUCAAUCAUCGUUAACAUCAUUCAUAUGGCAAUCAGGUGAAUGGUCAUCAUGUGAUAUACUAUCACAAUAUGUACGUGAAUAUCAUAAUCGUUUUACUGAAAAUUUUUAUCAACCAAAAUGUUUUGAAUCAAUUGAUCAGGCAAAUCAAUUACGUGAAAGUUUUUUACCAUUAUUUCAUUUAAAUAAUAGUCUAUAUUCAAAUUCAUAUCAAGAUCUUGCCAAUUUACUUGGUUUAGAUAUUAAAAAAUUAAAACGUCGUCGUUAUGUUGCAUGUAUUAAUCAACAAAAUCAACAAUUAACAACCGAAGAUAAAUGUGAUCAAAAGUUGAAACCAAAUUCAGAAGAAAAUUGUCCCAUUGAACAAAAUUUAUUAAAAUUAAUGCCAGAAUUUAAUCUUAAUCUUUGUCCACCAUCAACGACGACAACUAAAGAUUUAUUAAUUUUAAAUGAAAUUGAUUCGUCCAGAUCGAAUAAUAUUCAACAACAACAUGAUAAUAAUGAUCAUCGAACAUUUAUUGAACAUAUGGAAUGGCGUACAAGUGAAUGGAGUGAAUGUUUUUGUGAUUUAAAUCGACGAAAAUUUCUAAGAAAACGUUCCAUACAUUGUAUACGAUUAGCUGAUGGAAAUAAUAUUCCAGAUGAAUAUUGUUAUCAUAAUCAGCAAUUAUCUGGGGACAAACCAAAUGAAAUUGAAGAAUGUCAAAUGACGAUGACAAUGACAAAUGCAAAUGAAUGUGAUCCAUAUGCAAGGCAAAUGUUACAUGAACAAACUGAAAUUGAUCAAUUUAAUUAUCGUUAUUCUUUAUCACCAACAUCAUCAACUACCUCAAAACCAUCCAUAAUGAUAAUAACACCAACAACAACCGCAAAAACAGCACUAAUAUCUGCAGAACAUCAAAUGUCUCCGUUAGUUUCUGAUUUGUCGACCAUCAAUCAUCAACAACAACAACAAAUAUCACUGCCAUUAAACAAUGAUGAUAAUGGUGGUUGGACAGAAUGGUAUGAUUGGAGUGAAUGUUCAGUAAAAUGUGGUAAUGGUAUACAAACACGUGAACCAAAAUGUUCAUUGUUGAACAACAAAAUGAAUUCAAAACAGCCAAAACAAAAUUCUUUAUGUGAUGAACGAAAACGACCACAACAACAAUAUCGUCAAUGUCAUCGUAUUUGUGAUAUAUUUCAAUGGCAUUAUUCAGAUUGGUCGGAAUGUCAUGCUGAAUGUGGCCAAAAUGGUUUUCGUAUACGAACAGCUGAAUGUCGUGAUUGGACUGGUACACGUGUUUCAAAUCAUUUUUGUGAAAAUAUUGAUCAUCAAUCAAAUAAUCAUCAACUAAAAGAACAAUGUUAUCGUUUGGAUUGCAAUAAUAACAAUAACAAAAAUAAACUUGUUUGGCGUACUGGUCAAUGGUCAGAGUGCACAAAAUCAUGCGGAUAUGGUCAACAAUUACGAACAGUUAAUUGUCAUCGUAUCAAUAAGUUUGGUGUUAUUGAUCCAAGACCAUUAGAAGAUAAUCAUAUCAAUUCACUAUUACCACGUAUUCGACGUUUUCAAUCAAAACAGUCACAAUUUUCAAUCAAACGAUCAAAAAAGGAACGAAGACAACGACAUCGAAGACAAAAUCAUAAUCAUCAAAAUUAUUAUUAUUCUUAUCAAGUAGAUGAUUCCGAUAAUAAUAAUUAUCAUCAAAAUUACAAUGAUAUCAUGGAUAAUUGGUGUGAUAUUAAUAAUAAACCCAUCGAUUCACAAACAUGCAAUCUUGGUGCUUGUUUUCAACCAUUAUCAAUGGCUGAUGCAUUUGUAUGGCGUACUAGUGAAUGGCAAACGUGUUCAUCACCUUGUGGUUUUGGUCAUCAACGUCGUAAAGUUUAUUGUUAUUCACAACGUACAAAACAACGUGUUGAUCGAUCAAAUUGUGAUGCACGAUCAAAACCGGAAAAACGUCGUCAAUGUAAUCUACGUAGCUGCGAAGUAAUUUCAUGUCAAGAUCGUCGUGAUCGUACACGAAUACGUAAAGAUGGUAUCUAUGAAAUAUGGAUACAAGGAACACAGAUUCGUGUCUAUUGUUAUGGAAUGAAUUUCCUGGAAAAACCAUUAGAAUAUUUAUUAUUAAAUGAUGAUAAUUAUUCGGAAUCUAUGAAUCUUUAUGGUACUAGUGAUUGCUCAAGGAGAUAUCAACAACAACGACAUCCAAAAUCGAUCAUUCAUUUUAAAUAUGUUCGAUUUGAUGUAUUAUCUAUGCAACUUUUUGUAAAUGAUACACGAUUAUCAAUGAUCGAUGAUAAUCUGAAUCAUCAAUUUCAACCUAUUGGUUAUGGUCAAGCAUUCAUUCAUGGUUGUCCAUUAAGUGUACAUCAUCAUCAUGAUAAUUCUGCUAACAGUAUUACUAAUUGUUAUUUUUCAAAUGAUCAACCAAAUCUUUAUCAUUCGAGUACAAUGGCUAAUCUUAAAUCAAUGUUCAGUAUUAAUCUACAGAAAACUGGAUUAAUUAUCGAUAAUAAUGAUAUUGAUCAAUGGAUUAUUGAUGAUGGUAACAAUAAUGUUUUGGAUAAAAAUAUUCAUAUUAGCCAAAAUGGUGAAAAAAUAAUCGGAUAUUGUAGCUUUAAAAUGGAAAAACUGCCAAUAAAAAUUGCCGCAUCCAUUUCGAAUUGUCGUGUUGGAUGUCGACCAAUCAAUAAUAUUAUCCCCUUACGUAUACCGUGAGAAUAUAUUUUUGUUUCUCCUGAACAUGUAAUAUAUUUUUUUAGGCCCACAAUGUGCAUUCAACAAUAUUAUUUGUAAAUUUAUUUAUUUAUUUUUUUUGUACAGAUUCAUCAGCUAGUCUU
Messenger RNA from Dermatophagoides pteronyssinus (European house dust mite), 6538 nucleotides. RefSeq names its product A disintegrin and metalloproteinase with thrombospondin motifs 20-like. Gene Ontology annotation, biological process: extracellular matrix organization; proteolysis. The record is from RefSeq and is a predicted model, not a curated record. Lineage: Eukaryota; Metazoa; Arthropoda; Arachnida; Sarcoptiformes; Pyroglyphidae. Gene Ontology annotation, cellular component: extracellular matrix. Gene Ontology annotation, molecular function: zinc ion binding; metalloendopeptidase activity.